Messenger RNA from Anopheles aquasalis, 6283 nucleotides. Its product is annotated as coiled-coil domain-containing protein AGAP005037. Gene Ontology annotation, cellular component: cytoplasm. Lineage: Eukaryota; Metazoa; Arthropoda; Insecta; Diptera; Culicidae. The record is from RefSeq and is a predicted model, not a curated record.
GGUUUGUUAUAAUAAUAUAGCAUAGUUUCCCAAGAAAUGCCACAAUCGAUUAAAGAUGACUGACACUGAAGGAUAGAUAAUUAUAGAUAAUAAGUUAAAGCUUGAAGAAUAUAGAUGAUAAACGUUGAUUAUUGGAACAAAUGACAUCCUUACUGGCUUCAGUCACUAGGAUAAUAAUCAAAGGGCAUGCGCGGCUGCCAUACAUAGGCGGAUAGAUAAAAGGAGGGGAAUAUUGUGGAAUGAAGAAGCUCAAUGAAGUUGGUACCAUCGCUAGCAUAAGUUGGGUGGACAUUUUCACUGCUAUACACAUUUGUGAGAAGAUACUGAGAAGAUACAGUAUAUGUGUACUAUCAUUGGCAUUUCGUACCCAUAAUAUGUGAGUGUGUGUGAGUGUGGCAGAGUACGAAUUCUUAGGAUAAGGAACAUAGCAUUAACUCGGAAAAGUGAAGAAAACGUGCUCAUAUGAAUGGCAGAUACCCAUGGAAGCACUUUACGCUAUUGAAUCAGUCCUAUCCAUUAGAAAUUGACUAAUAUCCUACCGUCAGCUCUGAAAUCGGAAUAGACAGCUUUAACGGAAACACAUAGUGAAAAAACAGGCAUCGUGAGAGCAACCGGAUUGUCUGUGUAAAAUGCUUAUUCGGUGGAAAAGUAAAGACAAAAGUUCAACAUCAACAUCCUCAUCAUCCACAUCCAAGAAGAAAAGGAAAGGGCGAGAGCUAGAGGAUGACUGGCAAAAUGAUAAAAGUAAUAGAAACCAACCCAACGAUCAAGGAGUGGACGACAGGCGGCGAUCGGCACGUGGUCGCGAGGAUCCCCGUCGACACACACUUGGAGGAGAUAUGCUGCAAUAUCAAGCUCAAACGCAGGCGCCGAACAUACAGCGAUCGCUCGACUUUGAGACCCCACAAAUGCGUGUUUACACCCCGACAAAUCAGGGCCCUCUGUUUGACGAUGAUCCUGGAAUUAUGUCCGAGGCCGAAACGGCUAGUACAGGUUUUCGUCGAGGAGGAAAGCAACGAUCAUCACUGCCGGUUGUUAGAACGCCUUCCAAAACGCUAGAACGACCAUUGGGACUUGUAUUCCUACAGUACAGGUCGGAGACGAAGCGAGCCCUGCUGCCUAACGAGAUUACUUCUAUCGAUACGGUACGCGCGCUGUUUGUACGUUCCUUUCCUCGACAGUUAACCAUGCAGUAUCUUGAAGGACCCAGCGUGAAGAUCUACAUACAUGAUUCUAGUAAAGACAUGUUCUAUGAAUUGGAGGAUGUUAGAUCACACCUCCGUGAAAUUCGGGAUAGGUCGGUGUUGCGGUUGUUUGAAUCAAACGAAGUGAGUGCCCCACAAGUACUGCCAGGUGGGCAAAAUAUUCCACAACCACUUCAACCGGCCCCUAUCUCCAGCCAAUGGGAUCAGGAACAGAACUAUUUUAGUGAACCGGAAUUCGACUCAGAAUUUCAACAUCAGCACAUUCAUAAAAGCAAGCAACCAACAAAAACCCCAUACUAUGUCGGUACCACCCAGACUUUACCUAGGGGAAUGUAUUCGGACAGAAAUAAAGGCACUACCGGGGUUUCUUUAAAACCAAUUCGUUCUUACGGGUCACGCAGCAACAUAGCUGCUCCAAUUCCAUACACUACGGAGCAGUUGUACAACAUUCCAGAUGGUUACAUGAGCUCUCCAGAGCGAGGUGGAACAUCAAGGGGGGCUUACGAAGAGCCUUACUAUAGCCAGUAUGGUACUCGUGCUACUACUGUGGCGCCAAUUAUAGAUGAAGAGCAAGGGGACAUAUCCAUCGCAGACGAUCAGUAUGCUAUGUACGGUGUGAAAAAUGUCGGUCGCAUACCGCGAGUUAUACAAAACCAAAUGUAUGAUCAUACAACAAGAUCUGAAGACCUCCACAGAAUACGGGUCGAACACAUGGAACGGCAGUUAGCAAACCUUACGGGACUGGUUCAGAAGGCCCUAACUCAAAACCCAACAAUGCCAUUAGUUAACAACAACCCUAAUAUUCUAAACAUCCCUGGACAAUAUCGAAAUGCUGAAACUACUGGAGAUGGUACGAUUUGCACGCGCGACAAACCGCCAAAAUUGGGAAAAUCAACAUGUCAUAAAUCGGUUUCGUUCGAAAAAUCUGUUUCAUUUAGCGACGACAUUCAAGGUGUACCAAAGUCUCAUAGUCCACAACAUUCUGCGGAUUCAAAACCACCUAAACCUGCAAUUAAAUCAUCCACCUUACCGAGAACAUCAUCUCAAGAACGAGACCGCUUGAAACCUCCACCACCACCAAAACCGCUGGUUAUGAUUUCAGGCAAUCAGUAUCGUACAGACUUGACACUCGCACCUGAAGUAUAUAAUCAGUUACGCGGUUUGCAGAAGAAGGCUAUGGACCUUCGCACGGAUGUACGUACUCUUCGACGACUGACACAAACCCAAGCAGUUGCUGUUCGGGAGGAUAUUAAGGAUACUUUCAUGAGAAUACGUGCUACAUUGCUAUCGAACACCGGUUUUGUUUGGGGACAAGGCGACAAAGAACUUACAAACCUUACCAGGGAAGAAGAAAUCUAUAAGCAGGAAGUUAUACGUUUGGAGAAAGAUUUGGCUGAUUUAGAAUCAUCUGUAGAAGGUUUACGUGGAGAAGUUAUCAACAGACGAACUCGUGUCAAUAUGGUAGCAGUUGAAGAUAUGGCUCUGGUUCUCAGUCGGGCAAGCAAAACCGUUGCGGAACUGAAAAUGCGAUUUCCAGUAUUACAACAAGGAUUGCGUAAUCUGAUAUCAAGCGAAAUGGAACGUGUCUGUCAAGAAGAAGCCUUUCUUAAAGACGAGCCCGAUCGUCUGGAAAAUGCUCUUAGGCGUUGUAAAAAACUAACUGGAACACUUGUUACACUGAAAAGGCUCGCUAGCGUCCAAGAACAACGGUUACCUGUCCCUGAUACAGCCAACGCAGAAGAGGUGGUGAAGCAUCCUGAACCGCACAACAACGUUAAUAAGCCAGUCCCAAGUCCCCGUUUGGGGACAGUCGUUGUCAGUGGAGGAAUCGCCCCAGAAAACGCACUCGAUGCUUUGCUAGAUGAAUUGCAAACAUUUGCAAAGCCUCCAAAUGGUGUUAACGACCACCGUCCGGAUGAUUCUACGUCGGAUGAUAGUUCCCAGACGCUACAGAAUAGUAUUACGACUAAGACUUCUCAGACACAGCUCUACCCAGCGGAAUCCGUUUCGGCAAAUGUCGGACUGCGGCGUCUUCAUUCUUAUCCGAGCGGUUCAGAUACCGAUACAAGCCCACCACAGCCAAACCGUCCGACUUCCGGAAAGCCUCCUGUUCCAGAACGUAACGCCGAACUCCUUUCCAAAAUGAAUAAUAAGAGAGUUCCACCGCCACCUCCACCGCGUACUAGCUCGCGGAGCCCCUUGGCUAGUCCCACUAGUCCCCAUGUUCCCCAACAUCGAGGUCAUCAACAGCAAGCUUCUGUAACGCUUUCCGACUGCGAACAGCAACACCGAACAUCGGAGGGCACUGAUUCCGGCAGUGAAUCGGUUUGCUCUGACAAUUCUCAGCGACAGCUUGCACUAGAGCUUCGUCAUCAAGAGCUGCUCAAGAAACAGCGCCAACUGCAAGAACAAUACCAACGCUUACAGCAGAUGAGUAAAAAUGCAGUUCCACUAGCACCUGGUUCGAUAGGUCAUGACAUCAAAAAGACGGGAAGCGAAUCGAAUCUUUCGCUCAAAAUGAGCUACAAUAUGGCUGUCAGCGGAUCGAUGAAGAAUAUCUGCGACGACACUAUCUCACUAGAAGCGGGUAGUGCUUCCGACAACAUCGAACAUCAGCUUCCUAACGAACGUGGUCAUACAAUCGACUCUAAUGUCGGUGAUGACGAGCUAAAUGGUAAAUUAGGAACACAUUCCUCACACUUAACCAAAACCACCAACAAAGUCUAUGAAACUGAUAUACUCUAAUGAACCAUUUGGAAAACAUGCUUUGAAGGAUCUACUUCUCAACUUUGACUGUCAAUUUUUUUUUUAAGUUAUUGAGUAUACAAUUUCUACGCUACUAUCCAAAAUCCAUUCAAAUUAUGUUUAACAUAGUUGCUACCGAUUAUUAGUCUCGAUUGGUCACCAAUUUCUUUAAUCAUCGUUUGCUCCAGCUACUAUAGUUUAAUAAUAUAUUUAUACUGUACUUUACUACUUAUAAUAUUUUGUCAAAAAUUAUCGAAUGUGGGGUCUUGAAUCAGUAAAAAUGCUCUGUAUCCACAUUUGAAACAUGCAGUUAAAUGUGCUCUAUAACCAACUAGACACAAGUAUCUCUUCCAACGCCGCCACAAAUAGGAAAUAAAACUAGUUCCACUAUAAACAACACAUGAAAACAAUAGAAAAGUUUUGAUAAACACAUGACAUCAAAUGGUGCUUCUAUCAGGUAGAAGCUAAAUAAAACGGAUGUAAGUUAGUUUUUUCGUGGUUAGUGUCGAAAUGUUGUUCCCCAAACGUAGCCACUGCAAAAAAAGGAAAACCACGUAAUAACCACCAUUGGCGUUAUUACUAAUUAAUAACUCUCAUAAAAAAAACUCUGCGAAAAAUGACCCCGCAGUUGCAAGUAUGCAAGUACUUUGUAUAUGCAUCAAACUAAAUACAAGCACACACGCUGACACAAACGUACUACUAGCAUUUAUUGAAAAGUUACAUCUGAACGAUAAGUUAUAUCUGAAAAAAGACGGUAACUUUGUUUAUCCAACUACAAAAAGCUAUAUACGUUCAAUAAACUGUCCGCAAACAACAGUACAGAGAUCAUCAUUGCCUACAUAACAAUAUAUCAGCUAUAGCCCGCACCCAAUAAACGCGUGUUCAACAUACGAAAUACCGUUACCCACGCGAGCUGUAUACUAGUCGAGAUAGUACACAAUUGUGGGCUCGAGAAUCGUGAUACUUGCUAUUUUGUUCUCUGGUUGUACAGUACCUCUAUGCAAUGGAAGGCGUUUUUCAACUAAUCAAAAUGGAAUGCCUAUAGAUGGUAAUAAAAUUAUAAUCCAAAUUUUAUAAGAACCUAGCCAAAUAAAUUACCUUCUAAGCCAUUCGUGAACAACCGACUCAUAACUACAAAACAUACUCGCACGAGUUUGAUUGUAUUUAGUGGAAUCAGCAGAACAUAUGUCAUGGCAAAUAAGGAACUUUGCACCGUACGUUCACUGAAUUUGUUAAUCAGCUUUAAGCGUAAGCACGAUUGUAUCUUCCUUAUGAAAAGAAAAAAAAAGACACAAAACAUGACACAAACGCAGAAAAACACACAUAUUUAGAACAAUGGAAUCUUUAUAUUUCGGUUAGAAUGCGUAAAAAUCAACAAUCAUCAUUAUCGUGCAUCCUAAAUUCCUGAACUCCUGAGUGCAUCAAAUGUUAACCUUAACUGAUUUAAAAUUUAUGUAAUUAGAAAAGUAUGUGCGAUUGUAACGAAAGUUAAUUGAGUUUGUUGGGCUAUAAGUCUUUUCGUAAAGACUUUAAUGUAAACAAUGGGUACACUAGAAAUGGUAUCUAGAAUACUUAAUUACGCAGCAGAUGCUAAAAAUAGGCAUCCAAAAGUGCACCACGUCGUCAUUCGUUUCUUUUUUUCGGGCUGAGGCCUGAAAUCAAAAUUAAUGAUAAGGUUAAGAUAACAAAAUAGCAUGUAAUCACGUGCUCACAUUGUUUUAUGAAGUCGUUUGAAACUAUUACUUCAGUAUCGUGUGAUAGAAAGUUAUGCUUCGAACAGGCCACAAAGAGAGAUUAGAGCGCUUUGUAGAGAAUCGAAAAAUGUGCCACAUCUGGAUAGAGAUUUAAAACAUGAAAGCGCAAUGGUUGUUUUAAAUACCAUUAACAAUAGCUCACUUUUGAUAGUUUCUCGAGAGUUACGAACAUUUUAAUGCAUAAUAGCAUAAUAGUACUUAUAAGCAAAAGCCGCAAAAAGGUGACCGAAUCAUCGACGAUCAUUUACUUGGCCGAUCCAAAAUCUAAGGGCCGUGAACAUGUCGAGCCACUUUAAGCCCUUUAUGUGCAAAUUGCGACCGAGACGAAAGUGCUUACAAAAAUUGGAGGUACGUCAAUGAAAAGUGCAAAAAAAUAGAAAAGGGAUUUUCGUGGUUAGUUAGUUAACUAAAAAUCACAUACAUUAUACGUUGCGCACGCAACAAACUUCACCUCCGGUUUGUGUCAUUGAAUUAUUGUGUCAAUCGUCAUUUGUAAUGUUGGAUUUUUUCUACAAGAGAAGCAUCACAUAUUAUCCAUUUUUAUUAUAAAAUAAUAAAGGAUCUUCCAUAUGAAAAACG